UUCAAACAGUGUUCCAGAUGAGCACAAAGCUGUAACUACAUGUGUGUAAAAUAUAAAAUUUACAGCACGACAAAGCUAAAAGAACAAAACAAAACAAUACAAAGCUAGAAAACAAAAGUACCAAGUAUGGAUAAUGCAAACCAAUGCAUAGCAUUUUAUAUAUAUCCUUGUGUAUUAGUGCAAGAAAACUACUAAACGAAAACACAGAGGUUUGGGUACAGACCCAUUUUUCUAAUUAUUCUCCUUCACAAACCAAUGAAUAGACUGAGCAUCCUUCUGCUUCUUUCUCAUUCACAAAUUGCUCAAAAGAUCUUGCUCUUCUUCUUUAUCAAAUCGAAUAUCCUUCACAAAUUGAUCAACAGCUCUUCCUCUUCUCCUUUGCAAAUCGGCAGAUUGAAAAAGCAGAGCAAUUGAUCAACUUCUUCUUCUUCUUCUUCUUUAUCUUCUAGAUACUUUUACAAUCUAUUCGUUCCUUAUUUGUUUGGUAAGAAAAAUUAAGUGAAAAGUCUUCUUCUUAUGAUUAAAUAUGUUAUGAUUUUCAAUUGCCCAGGUUGUAUCACUUUAAUGAAAAAGGAAAAGUGGAAUUUAUUUUAUUUUUUGAUUUCCCACACCCCACGCGCCCCACACUCCAUGGCUCUCCAAUUCUAUACCAACCCUCCACUCAUAGAAUAUAUUAAUUCGAUUGUCUUGUUUCGGCGAAAUAGGUGGAAGGUUAUUAUCAUUAACGAAAAAAGACAGGGUGUAUGAAGCUUCCGUAGUCGGCAGUCAAUUUGUCAAUUGUCAUGAUGAAUAAAGACGCAUACCAACCCAUAUUAAUUGUGGGUCCCUUAAUCAAUAAGCUGAGCUACCAAUUCCCACAAGCAUUUACAUCAAGUUUUCUUCACAAUCCGUGUCCAUCCUCAUAAUGGCACGGUCCCAAUCAGUGAAAAUACUAGAGGUUUGUCGAGUAGCUCCACCACCAGCCGUACCAAACUUGGCCUCGCCAACCUCUCUCCCUCUCACCUUCUUCGAUUUACACUGGUUAAGAUUUCCACCGGUGGAGCGUCUUUUCUUUUACGAAUUCUCUUCGUCUAACACACCCUUGUUCGAUUCCAUUAUUCCAAAGCUCAAGCACUCCCUUUCUCUCACCCUCCAACACUAUCUCCCUCUAGCGGGAAACCUUGUUUGGCCACAAGACUCUCACAAACCUUUCAUCAAAUAUCUUGACGGCGACGGAGUUUCGCUUACAAUAGCCGAAUCUAACUUGGAUUUUUAUCAUCUCUCUAGCAACGAAUUUCGCGAAGCCACAGAAUGCCAUCCUCUUAUUCCCCACUUGGAAGUGUCCCACGAAAAAGCAGCUGUGGUGGCACUGCAGAUUACUCUGUUUCCAAACUCUGGCUUUUGCAUUGCAAUCACUUCCCACCAUGCAGUUAUGGACGGUAAAACCUCAACUUCGUUUAUGAAGUCAUGGGCUUAAAUAUGCAAUAAAAAUGCCGGAUCUCCAGAUACGCCGCCGUCAUCGUCGCCGUUGCCACCGGAGCUUAUACCAUUUUAUGACAGGACAGUUAUUAAAGACCCUGCAGAACUCGAAGUGAUUCACUUGAACGAGUUGCUAAAGCAAGACGGACCCAAUAACAGAAGCCUAACGUUAAGGGAAGCUCAAGUUAAACCAGGUUUAGUCCGAGCCACUUUCGAAUUGAGGCGAGAGGAAAUAGAAAAGUUGAGAAACUUUGUGUCGGCCAAGGUAAUAAGGGAAAAAUACGGGAAAAAUACGGGGUUUAGCUUUUGGUUUGUUUUCUCUCUUCUUCUUUUUAAAUAAUCAUACGGAUUAUUAGUUGGUGUAUGUAAAGGCAAUUGAUUAUUGAUAUACAAAAUAGAUUCAUAGUGUAAUGGUUGACUAAAGGAAGCUUGGUGUUUGAACUAGGCUCCAUUUUAGCAGGUUUUCGAUCUUUCUUACCUAAGAAAAAUAGGUCAAGGGCAGGUCAUCAGAACCGUCAGUGGAUGCUUAGUCUCAUGGAAGAGUGUAUAAUAUCUAUUGAUCGUAUUUUUUCUA
Messenger RNA from Ziziphus jujuba (common jujube), 2032 nucleotides. RefSeq names its product phenolic glucoside malonyltransferase 1-like. NCBI's taxonomy places the organism in Eukaryota, Viridiplantae, Streptophyta, Magnoliopsida, Rosales, Rhamnaceae. The transcript has a single exon. The coding region runs from base 905 to 1456 and encodes 183 amino acids. The record is from RefSeq and is a predicted model, not a curated record.